AUGUCGGGCAUGCCAAGCAAAGACAUUGGUGCUGAGCAGCAGCAGCCAGGCGACCCUGGUACCUCAAACACAUCUCAGCAACUAGCAGAGCAAUACGGCGGCGAUUUUGGCAUGACUGGAUCCGAAAUGCCCGAAGCACCACGAGACAAGUUCUUCCGCAAGAUGAGGGAGCAACCUCUUGUUCCCAUCGGCUCACUGCUUACAUGCGGUGCCCUAAUCGCAGCCUCAAAUCACCUUCGUACCGGCAACCGAGAUCAGUUCAACAAAGCUCUUCGAUGGCGUGUCGGUUUCCAAGGUCUCACCGUUCUCGCAGCAUUAGCAGGUUCUUUCUACUACGGUCAACAAGCAGCUGCAUCUGUACCUGCUCCUCCUGCUACACCUGCGGACGCGCCGCUUCAGCACGGCACAGUAACGACCCUUCCGGGACGAGCACCGACACACUGGCAGCAGACACGAGCGGAAGAACGAGCGAGCAAGGAUCGGGAUGGAUUUGAGGCUCGUGUUGGUCAAGCACUGGAUCGGGAGUUGAACGAUGAUAAGCGUCUGGAAGAAGCGCUACUGGGUAAAGAGGAAGAUUUGGAAUCGUUGAACAAGUCCAGCAAGACAAGACCUGUGAUUGGUCAGGAUAGCCGUCGACAGGUGUAG
This is a messenger RNA of Ustilago hordei, 645 nucleotides long. RefSeq names its product putative Respiratory supercomplex factor 1, mitochondrial. Gene Ontology annotation, cellular component: mitochondrion. The transcript is spliced from 2 exons. Lineage: Eukaryota; Fungi; Basidiomycota; Ustilaginomycetes; Ustilaginales; Ustilaginaceae. Bases 1 to 645 code for a protein of 214 amino acids. The record is from RefSeq and is a predicted model, not a curated record. Gene Ontology annotation, biological process: mitochondrial respirasome assembly.